AUGAAUAUAUUUGCUAUUUUUGGAUGCUUAUGGGGUGUUAAAAUCGAAUUACUUUUGAAAACUCUACAUUAACACAGUAUAUAUUUUUUUAUUAGCACAUCUUUGCAUUUAAGCCCUCGAUAUUAACGGAUAUUACAUUUACGAUCCUGAAAGAUCUUAUUUUCCACAUAUAAAAAUAAAAAUAUAUAUUUAACGUUAAUGUUAAAACCUAAGAAAUGAUAGUAAAUAAAAAUACUUAAAAUGGAAAAAAAUAUUAUGGUAAAAAAAUACCUGAAAAACUCACCCCUCAAUCCUCUCUCUAUUUCUCUCUCGCUCUUCUUAUUGAGAGCGAAUUUUUAAUAAUAAACAUACUCUUGUAUCAAUGUCACUUCUGAUUAUGAUGAUGAAGACGUAAAAUGAAGCCUUACCCAUGAGAGAUCUCCAUCUCUGUCAAAGCUACGAGCUUUACCCACCAGCCACCGGAGAGAAGCCGAGGCGGGGGCUGGUCGGAGGCCCAACCACCGCCGCUGCUGCCGAGAUGGGUUCCCCUGAAUGACCCGAAGGGGGGAGAGUGCAGCUAAAUGACAGGUUCGCUGAGCAAUCGCAAUGGCUGAGUCUCUGGUUCGGCCGGAGCCGAUCUGGUGGGGAAUUGGCGGAGAAGAAGAAGAAUUGGGAAUUGGGUCAUCAUCCUCCGUCAACGGCGCGGGGCAAGGACGUUCUGGGUGGCGUGCUCCACGAACUCGUCGAUGAGGUACGGCCAUGCGCCCUCCGGGUCGUAGUUGGUCAGCGAAGGAUCCACCGUCUGCAGAAACCAAACAGGCCACCGCUGUUAGCUAG
This is a messenger RNA of Spirodela intermedia, 816 nucleotides long. NCBI's taxonomy places the organism in Eukaryota, Viridiplantae, Streptophyta, Magnoliopsida, Alismatales, Araceae. The record is from the annotation of a GenBank genome assembly.